AAUGGAGUCCCAGAGAGAUCAUCAUAAUAAUAUUCAUACGAAAAGUAAACAAACAGCUGAAGCUGAGACGCUCGAAACAAAAGCUGAGAUAUUUAGUACACAGAUUGCAGUAUAAAAGACUAAGAGAUACUGGCGCCGAAAGCUUUCUUAAGUGAUGAAUAAAUCAGAAUAUAUGGAAAGUAAGCUUUUCUUUCAGUGGUGAUAUGAUAUGAUAUGAUAUGUAAGUAGCUACAAGGGAAUAAAAUCUAUAGUCUAGCCUUUACACAGAUCUAUGUAAGUGUUUUAUUUCAGCUUGAGAUUAAGUAGAAUUAUUAUUUGAAUCACACUUAAACGAUCUCAGCAGUAUAUGGAGAUUGAUACAUAUAAUGGAUGGGUAUGGGAUGUCCGUUGUAUAGCGACCAUCUACCAUCUGCGAUAGCUCCGUCUUCCAGUGGAUGGGAUGACGCGUGCUCCGCAUGCUGAUCGUGCCAAUCCGUGUGCUAUAAUAAAUCCAGCAUAAUGCAUUGAGUCGCCGCUGGCCGUCUGCCCGUUGGCCAAGCUAAUCUUCCAGAGAUCCCGACUGUGUUUAUGGGACUAAGAAGUCGUAAAAAAAGCAUUGAAAUGAGCUAGACCACAGAAUGUGUCACCACCGCCACUGCUGCCCAACUCCACUGCCCAAGGGUAUAAAUAGAGGGAACUGCGUAGAUGGACUGUCCAGUUCUGACUGUGAUUUGAAAUCGAAGCAAGAUGAGUGCCAGCUAUUCCCUGUUCGCCAUUCUAAUUUUGCUGUUUGCCUGCUGCCUGGAGUCGAGUGGCGCUCUGUUCUUCAAGUCCUGGAAGUCGGGAAGAGGAUACAGUGGUUAUGGUGGAGUACAGAACUAUGGGGGCAGUGGCUAUGGCAGCGCGGGCUAUGGAAACUACGGCUAUGGAAACUAUGCUGGAGGAUAUGGUUACAACUAUCCCUCGUAUCCUGCAUAUAACUCCCACUCUUACCCAAACUAUUCAGGCUACUCCUCUUACUCUCACUCCAAAGGAGGACACCGCCAAGGACGCACUUACAAGGAUAUAGCCAGAGUUAUAAACCCAGUUCCCUACAUCGGUCCUGGAGGCAGUCGUUAUCUGCCCCGUGCUCCCUUUUCGCCCCUUUGGGGUUAAGCCAUUGCCCAUCGGAACUCGCAUUGUUGCCAGCAGUAUUAAACCAUUAAAAUAAAAUCAGCGAAAGUUACAUCUAAA
Messenger RNA from Drosophila yakuba, 1212 nucleotides. Its product is annotated as shematrin-like protein 1. Bases 727 to 1134 code for a protein of 135 amino acids. NCBI's taxonomy places the organism in Eukaryota, Metazoa, Arthropoda, Insecta, Diptera, Drosophilidae. The transcript has a single exon. The record is from RefSeq and is a predicted model, not a curated record.